AUUGUACGUCUGGAAGGAUGAGUCCAGUCGUUGUCCUCAUCAAUAUUAACCAGUCCUGACCAAUCACAUUUGACAAUCGUGUCAGUCGGAUUGUCAUUUCUUUCUCUUCUAGGUGAACAUUUGGACGAAAAGUUCUACUACAUCAAAGUAGGAAGUGAAGAACUUACGUGCAACAAGUGUGAAAAACCUGUGAAGAGUCCUGAAACUGAACAUGAUGUAACUGUGUCUUACCUUGGAGAGGAAUUGGACGUGAAAGAAGCUAAGUAAUGUUCAAGAUUCAAAUACAUUUAACAUUAACAUGAUGCUAUUUCUACGAUAUUAGUCUGGAUGUGUCUUCGCUUGCUUUUUCUGUAGCAAUGUUGUGAAGAACGUGAUUAAACAGGCCCAGACUAUGAGUGAGUCUUCGGCACAAAUCAACGGUGGAAAAGGUGUUACUGGAAUAGUCUUAAAACCAGAGCCUGUCAAUGAGGAGGAAAUCACUGUUGGUUUCCAAAGUCCCGAUAAGCCUUCUAAGAUCAUAUCAGACCAAACACAUUUGUCGGAAUUUUACAAGGUUAUCACCUUGUCCAAAGAAGCUUUUCAGAAGAGCAGAAACUCGAACAAUACUGUUACAUUUGAUGCGUUUGCAGUCAUUAUUAAGUUCCAGAACAUGUCUAAGGAUGAGAAGAACAGCACUCUUUUAGUGAAUGAGGUCAUAGCAAUCACAAUGGGAGUGGCCAUCACCAACCUCACUGACAAAAUCUCCAUCCAUUACAAGAACGUGAAAUUUGAAGGGAAUCCAGUAUGUUCUUCCUGGAACGGCACAGGUUCUAGACCAGUGUGGACAGACGAUGGGUGUGAGACAAAGAUAGACGGGGACAACAUCACGUGCUUGAUUUCACACCUGACAUAUUUUGCCAUCUUAUUGACUCCUGUCAACGAAACCAUCUCAGAUUCUGAUCUGAAAAACCUCACCAUCAUCACCAGGGUUGGCUGCAGCCUGUCCAUGAUCUUCCUCGCCGUCAUCCUCUUCAUGCACUUCCUGUUGAGGAGGACAAAAGCCAAUACCUCCACAAAGCUUCUGAUGCACCGGGUGUCGUCCAUGUUCCGGCUGAACUUGUGCUUCUUGGUCAACGACCUUGUGGCCUCUCUGAAGAACUCUGUGGCUUGUCAAAUUAUGGGGGCUGCCAUGCACUACUUCCUGUUGGCCACCUUCACCUGGUUCGCUGUGCACGCCUUUCACCUCUGCCUGCACGUGUACACCCAGGGCAUUGAUCAGAUCAGCCGCUACCUGCUGAAGGUCUCCAUCCCCAGCUGGGGAAUUCCCAGCGUGGUUGUAAUUGUCCUGCUGGCUACUGGAAAGUACGGCGAACAAGUCAUCAGUGCAGAUGUCGGUGCUCAGACUGUGACCAUGUGCUGGUUAACGAACAACGACGUCCACCUGAUUGUCAACGUUGGUUACUACAGCCUGGUCUUCCUCUUCACCUUCACCACAUUUAUCAUCAUACUCACAUGGGUUGUUUGCAUCAGGAAGACCAAAACUGAACACAGUCAAGUCAACAGAAGUGGUGUGGACAUCGUGACCAUUAUGGGGCUGUGCUGCAUGAUGGGAAUCACCUGGGGUUUCGCCUUCUUUGCCUACGGUGCUGCUCGCAUGGUCUUCUACUACGUUUUCACCGUCUUGAAUUCUUUUCAAGGUUUCUUCCUGUUUAUCUACUACUACAAGAAUUCAAAGCGCAGACCCACCGAGCAACCUGAGUCAAGUUCCAACACCACCGCAGUGAGCUACGGGCUGCAAGUCUUUGAAAACCCCUACAACAACCUGCCUUUGAAGAAACUCACCUGAGGAGCAGACAGUGAGGACAGAAGUGACCGGAAUGACCUGGAACGUGAAGCAGUCUGUGCUUCAUACAUUUUACUCCUGUAUUUAACCAUUUAUAGCUCCCCCUGGUGGAACGAGAAAGCAAAAUUCCCAAAUACUCUACAUUUAACCUUUUCACAUAUGACACGUUAUGUUAAAUGUAGAGUAUUUGGGAACUUAGUACUAAUUAAGUACUACACAUAUGUCAUAUGUGUAGUACUUAAUUAAACAGGUUUUUGAAUUAAACCAAAGUUACUCACAUAACUGAUGCCAAUGGUUAGGUUACAUGUGAAUUAGCAUGUUUUGACUGAUUUUAACCAAGAAAAGAGUGCAUAUGAAAUCUUUAUUCAUUAAAAAUUACAAAUAUAACAUGUAACAGAAAAUA
Cynoglossus semilaevis (tongue sole) is the source of this 2225-nucleotide messenger RNA. Its product is annotated as adhesion G-protein coupled receptor G2-like. NCBI's taxonomy places the organism in Eukaryota, Metazoa, Chordata, Actinopteri, Pleuronectiformes, Cynoglossidae. Gene Ontology annotation, biological process: cell surface receptor signaling pathway; adenylate cyclase-activating G protein-coupled receptor signaling pathway. Gene Ontology annotation, cellular component: plasma membrane. Gene Ontology annotation, molecular function: G protein-coupled receptor activity. The record is from RefSeq and is a predicted model, not a curated record. Bases 392 to 1825 code for a protein of 477 amino acids. The transcript has 10 exons.